AAUAGGACAAAAAAAGUGCGCUCUCCCCCCCUCGCCAGCGAGAAACAGUCCACCGUAUUUACUCCCCAUAUCUUCUUCCUCUUCACUCUUCUCCUCAGUCUUCUUCGGGAAGAUCUCAUCAGGCUUUCUCUGCAAUUUUUUUCUGCUAAUUUUCUACUAUGAUGUGAAAGAGAGAAUUAGUAUAGUUUCGUUUGGAUAUUUACAUAAAGCGAGGAUGUUUGGAGAUUGUCAAGUGCUGCCGUCGAUGAUAGGCGGCGGCGGAGGAAGCGGUGGAGGGAACGUGGUAUCCCCUGAUCCAUUCUUCUCCUCCCAGAUCCAAAACCCUAAUCUUGGAAGCGUAGCCGGUUUCAUGGCAGGCGUUGUGCCCUUCUCUUCCUUCCCUCCCACGGUGCCGCUAUUCCAGCUGCAGAAGGAGGAGCAGGCCCGGAAGGAGGAGGAGAUGGAGAGCGCCUCCGGGAGCGGGCAUCUGGAAGGACUAAGCUGCGGCGAGGAGAACGACGACGGAACGCCGCCACCUCUAACGUUGCCGUCGAACUCUGCUCCGGCGAAGAAGAAACGUUACCACCGUCACACUUCACGGCAGAUCCAGGAGAUGGAAGCAUUGUUUAAGGAAUGCCCGCACCCGGACGAUAAACAGCGGCUCCGGUUAAGCCAGGAGCUUGGCCUGAAACCUCGCCAGGUGAAGUUCUGGUUCCAGAAUCGCCGGACACAGAUGAAGGCGCAACAGGACAGGUCGGAUAACGUGAUCCUGCGAGCGGAGAACGAUAGCCUGAAGAACGAGAACUACCGGCUGCAAGCGGCGAUCCGCAACGUUAUCUGCCCCAACUGCGGCGGGCCCGCGAUGCUCGGCGAAAUGUCGUUUGACGAGCACCACCUCCGCAUAGAGAACGCUCGCUUGAAGGAAGAGCUCGAUAGAUUGUCAUGCAUUGCCGGAAGGUUGGGCGGCGGCGGCGGCCGAUCCCUGCUACCUUCAUCACCUAAUCUGCUUCUUCCACCAUCACUGGACCUGGACAUGGGAGCAUACUCAAGACAAUUCCACGAUCUUCCCCCACCCCCUGCGGGGUCAUGCUGCGAUAUGCUUCUCGGCUCCGGGCUCGUCGACGAGGACUCUGCUUUCGCCGGCAUGCUAAUAAUGGAAGGGAAGAAGCCUCUGGCUCUCGAGCUCGCCAUGGCUGCCGCCGAACAGAUGCUGAGAAUGUCUCGGGUGAAUGAGCCUCUUUGGUUGAAGAAAGUCGGCAAUGGUGUUGGUGAGGGAGCGGUGGAGUUUCUUGAUGAAGAAGAGCAUGCAAGGUUGUUUCCAUGGCCGAUGGAAUUGAAGCAGAUGGGUGGCGGUGGGUAUAGGGUGGAGGGGACCAGAGAUACCGGGCUGGUUAUCAUGAACGGCAUAACUCUGGUGGAUGCAUUCAUGGACGCUAAUCAAUGGUUGGAAAUGUUCCCCUCUAUUGUAUCCAAGGCAAAAACAAUUCAAAUUAUUACAACUGGCCUCCCUGGUAAUGGAAGCGGCUCUCUUCACCUGAUGUAUGCAGAGUUUCAGGUUCUUUCACCUCUGGUGCCUACACGAGAGGCAUAUUUCUUUCGAUAUUGCCAGCAAAAUGUGGAAGAAGGUACGUGGACAAUUGUUGAUUUUCCAGUGGACAAUCUUCAGGAUAUUAUACAAAUGCCCCUAAUGCGGUAUAGGAGAAGGCCUUCCGGCUGCGUCAUCCAAAGCAUGCCUAAUGGAUACUCAAAGGUGACGUGGAUAGAACAAGCAGAGGUGGAAGAUAAGCCAAUACACCAAAUAUUUUCUCAGUUCGUUAACAGUGGAAUGGGAUUUGGAGCAACUCGCUGGCUAUCGGCUUUACAGCUACAGUGCGAACGGUUAGCAGCUUUAAUGGCCACAAAUAUUUCAGAUCUGGGAGUAAUCUCCACACCAGAGGGAAGGAAGAACAUAAUAAAGCUAUCACACAGAAUGGUGAGGACCUUCUAUGCUAGUAUUACUUCAUCUGGAGGACAAUCAUGGACUGCGCUUUCUGAUUCACCAGAUGAUACAAUUAGAGUAACGACCAGAAAAAAUACUUUGCCGGGGCAGCCUAAUGGUGUUAUUCUGUCCGCAGUAUCCACCGCAUGGCUUCCAUUUUCUUACCAUCAAGUCUUCGAUCUCUUGACCGAUCAGCAGAGAAGGUCUCAGCUGGACGCUUUGUCGAGCGGAAACUCUCUGCACGAGAUUGAUCAUAUUGCAAAUGGCUCGCAUCCUAAGAACUGCGUGUCUCUUCUACGCGUAAAUGCCGCGAGCAACUCCUCCCAGAAGGUGGAGCUGCUUCUACAGGAGAGCCGCACACACCCUUCGGGCGGCAGCCUUAUCGUCUACGCGACAAUCGAUGUCGGAGCCGUUCAACUCGUGACGAACGGUGAGGAUACAUCCUACAUUCCCCUUCUCCCCACCGGUUUCGUCCUUUUCCCUGCAGAACAACCGGCCUCUGCUUCGUGCUCCAACACCGCCACAAACAACUCCGUCCCCGUCGGCUGUCUCCUCACAGUCGGGAUGCAGGUGCUGGCGAGCGCCGUCCCCUCUGCCAAACUCAAUCUUUCCAGCGUUACCGCCGUCAACCACCAUCUUUUCUCCGCGGUGCACCAGAUCAGCAACGCGCUCGCCGGAAGUGUGUCAACUGUUGCUCCCCCAAGUUUAGAACAACAGUAGUAGCCGCCCCAAGGGGCUAUGUUUCAAAAUGACUAAAAUACCCUUACUAUCAUUUCUCACUAUUCCAUUAAACUCCCACAUGUUGUGAGGGCAUUUUGGUCAUUUUGAAUCUUUUGGUGAAAAAAUUAUGUUCCAAUAAAUUAGUUUUCGAGUAGUGUUAAGUUAAAAUUUAAAGAUUAGUGUAAUGGAUUAAGAGAAGAAGAAGAAGAAAGAGAGAGAGAGAGGGGCAGUCAAGAGCGCACCAGAUGCGAUCCUAGAGUCAUUUGAAGUGUUUAGAAGGGCUUCUAAGAGGCUUCAGGGCGAAUCGGUUCGGGUAUUGACUUCUUCUGCUUGCCAGAACUGUUAAAAACUAAGCCAUUGCUGUUAUGUUAUGUACAUUAUUUCUCUUCAGUAUGCAAACUUUUUAAUUAUAACUUUAUGCUUUGGGCUUUGUUGCCAUUUGAUGAAUCUGGAUCA
Molecule: messenger RNA, 3133 nt
Organism: Phalaenopsis equestris
Lineage: Eukaryota; Viridiplantae; Streptophyta; Magnoliopsida; Asparagales; Orchidaceae
Product: homeobox-leucine zipper protein ROC3
Exons: 11
Coding region: 215-2677 (820 amino acids)
Biological process (GO): regulation of DNA-templated transcription
Molecular function (GO): DNA binding; lipid binding; DNA-binding transcription factor activity, RNA polymerase II-specific
Source: RefSeq, a predicted model, not a curated record